AAAAAUAGUUUAUUUUGAGGAACAAAAAUUAAAGACAAAUUACAAAAUAGGGACAAAAUUGUAAAUGAGCCAUUUUCCUCACCAACCAAGCACAUGUGUUUGGUUUCUAUGGCUUCCUCCAUUUCCAUUGACUCUUAGCUUCCAUAUUCCACAGAGAAAAUACUGAAGCAGUGUAUUUGCAAUGUGGUCAGCUUCAAAUUUGCAGCCUAUGUCUUUCAAACCUCAACCCCACCUUUGCAAUGACAUUAGUUCAUUGAUUAAAGGUCCUUCGUUCAUCUUACAACCUUUUUGGUCUCUAAAGGGCUGCACUGAGUUCAGACAGCGCAUGAUUUUUGCUUGGUCCAGAAUCAACCGAGUCGAGAUCAGCCACUGCCUUACCUCACAAACCAGAAAUUUCACACCUUUUAGACAAGCAUCCCAUUCGCUAUUGCGGGGACGAUGCCAAGUCACGAGUGAAGAUUCAGGAGGAACUUUGAGUGGCGAAAGCAUCUUGCAAAAUGAAGAAACCUUGGCUCGAGAUUUAAAGACUGCUAUUAAAGAGGAGAACUAUGCCCAAGCAGCAAAAAUCAGGGAUAGCCUCCGGCUUCUCCAGGAGAAUAGUAAGGCGUCUGUACUAGCAGCAAAUGCUCGAUUUUACAAUGCUUUCAAGACUGGUGAUUUAGCUUCUAUGCAAGCUCUAUGGUCGAGGGGCGAGAAUACAUGCAUUGUGCACCCUGGGGUGAGUGGCAUAUCGGGCUAUGAUCUUAUAAUGGGAAGUUGGGAGUUUGUGUGGGCAGAAUAUGAAUUCCCACUUGAGAUAGAGAUCAGGGAUGUCCAAGUUCAUGUUAGAGGUGAUCUCGGGUACGUUACAUGCGUUGAAAUGGUCAAGACAAAGGGUAGCAGCUGGGGAAAACAGUUUGCUACUAAUGUGUUUGAGAAGGUUGAUGGGCAAUGGUUCAUAUGUAUUCAUCAUGCCUCUUAUAUUGACCUGUAAUUUGUGAACAAGAGAGCUGUUUUAGGAGUGAGAAUUGUAUAACGUCAUAGGUUUUGUAACCUAUUAUUAACGAGACAUACUAGCAUAAUAGAUUAGUGGCAUGUUUGAUCAAGCUGUUGAAGUCAGCUUAUUUGAGAGGUACUUCAUAUCAGAGGUGCUUUGAGAGAGUUGCAGUUACUUUUUUAUAAAUCAUUUGAGAAGUAAUUUUGAUAGCAGUAGUUUGUGUUUGGUCAA
Lycium barbarum (goji berry) is the source of this 1207-nucleotide messenger RNA. RefSeq lists its product as uncharacterized. The record is from RefSeq and is a predicted model, not a curated record. The transcript has 5 exons. Gene Ontology annotation, molecular function: protein binding. Bases 182 to 973 code for a protein of 263 amino acids. NCBI's taxonomy places the organism in Eukaryota, Viridiplantae, Streptophyta, Magnoliopsida, Solanales, Solanaceae.